GGACUAGACUGGACUGGACUUGAUUUGACUGGACUGAACUGGACUGGACUCACUAAAUUUGGGGAUCUCAGCCAGGGUGGAAAAGAAGUGAGGAAGAGAGUGAAGGAGGGAGCUGCUCUCCGUCGCUGUUGCAGAGUUUUCGAAGGAAAACGGUUUCAGACUGAAAAGAGGGCAGUUCUAGAGAAAUGUCAUCUGUGCUGUUCAACCCUGGAUCAGACUCCAAAAUUAGUGAUGUCAGUACCAAUGGUAAGGAAGAGGCAAGUGUUCAUAUUGAUGAUGGAAAGGAGGAAACCAGUGAUCCUGACACAAUGUACCAUCGGUUUCGCAAGAUGAUUGCUCCAUUUGUGAUGUCAUUUGGCUUCCGGGUAUUUGGUGUGGUGCUCAUCCUCGUGGACAUAUCACUGGUGAUCACUGACCUGGCCCUCACACAGCGCAGCCACUUGGUGGGUGAAGCCCUGGAGGCUACAUCACUGGCCAUUUCGCUUUUCUUUCUUGUGGACGUUCUCCUCAGGGUUUAUGUGGAAGGUUUUAAAGUCUACUUCAGCUCCAAGUUGAACAUCUGCGAUGCCUGCAUCGUUGUACUUACCCUCAUUGUUACCAUGAUCUACGCUUUCAGCGACCUGUCUGGGGCCCACCUGAUUCCUAGAGUGGUGUCCUUCCUGCGGGCACUGAGGAUCAUCAUCCUGGUGCGUAUCUUUCGACUGGCAUCCCAGAAAAAGGAGCUGGAGAAGGUCACCAGGAGGAUGGUUUCAGAAAAUAAACGAAGGUACCAAAAGGAUGGGUUUGAUUUGGAUCUGACAUAUGUCACAGACCGCAUAAUUGCCAUGUCAUUCCCGUCAUCUGGAAAACAAUCUUUGUACAGGAACCCCAUCAAAGAGGUGGCAAGGUUCCUGGACACUAAACACAAGGAUCACUAUAAAGUGUACAACCUCUGCAGUGAAAAGAGCUAUGACCCCCAGUUCUUCCAUUAUCGUGUGGAGCGGAUUUUUAUUGAUGACCACAAUGUACCCUCUCUGGAAGACAUGCUGAUGUACACGGCUAGUGUGAGAGAGUGGAUGUCUGCUGAUCCUAGCAACAUCAUUGCCAUUCACUGCAAAGGAGGCAAGGGACGUACUGGGACUAUGGUGUGCACCUGGCUAAUUGACAGUGACCAGUUUGAGAGUGCACAGGAUAGUUUAGAUUACUUUGGGGAGAGAAGGACGGACAAAAGCAAGAGCUGUAAGUUCCAGGGAGUAGAGACGCCUUCACAGAGCAGAUAUGUGGGAUAUUAUGAGAUCAUGAAGAAUAAGUACAAUAGACAGUUACCUCCUGAGAAGUGCUUGAAAAUGAGGAGCAUUCGAAUCCACUCCAUAGCUGGUGUUGGAAGAGGCAAUGGCAGUGAUUUGACAGUGAAGAUUAUAGUGAGGAAGAAAACUGUUUUUCAGUGUGUGUGUGACAAACAAGAAAAUUGUGUGCUCUUCCCAGACACUGGCAAUAAUGCAGUAGUCAUCAGUUUACAGGAAGGCCCCACUGUCAGUGGAGAUGUCAAAGUCAUGUUUGAGUCUAGUGCAGGAAUUCCAAAAGGAUAUGAAGAUUGUCCUUUCUAUUUUUGGUUUAACACUUCAUUUGUGGAAAACAACAGGUUGUUCUUGUCCAGGGAAGAGCUGGACAAUCCACACAAACCCAAGACCUGGGAUAUUUACAAGGAGGACUUUGGUAUCACUCUGUCUUUCAGUGAUGUGUAACUUCAGAUAGCUCUGGAAGUUCUACAUCAAUGAUUCUGAUUUUGAGCAAUCUUUGCUUCCCUUAAUAUCACUUUCUUUUAUUGAGCCAUUGACCUUGAAUCUGAGUAGAAGUGUUGGCAUGUUCUGGUAAUUCUGUGAAAAGUAAAGCCCUUCUGAAGACUUUUCCCCCCUGCAAAAGUACUGUGAGUAAAAUUGUAGUUAGAUGAAUAGUAUUUUUAGAGGUCACUUGAGGUACAUUACUGAUGUGCUUUGUAAAUUAAAGUGUCAUUGCAUCUU
Molecule: messenger RNA, 2000 nt
Organism: Scleropages formosus (Asian bonytongue)
Lineage: Eukaryota; Metazoa; Chordata; Actinopteri; Osteoglossiformes; Osteoglossidae
Gene: tpte
Product: transmembrane phosphatase with tensin homology
Exons: 19
Coding region: 186-1724 (512 amino acids)
Biological process (GO): dephosphorylation; transmembrane transport; monoatomic ion transport
Cellular component (GO): cytosol; membrane
Molecular function (GO): phosphatidylinositol-3,4,5-trisphosphate 3-phosphatase activity; monoatomic ion channel activity
Source: RefSeq, a predicted model, not a curated record